GGAGCCCCGACUGCUUUCCGAUGCCUGGCAAAAUCGCGCCGCGCGCAUGAGCGGUUUGGACUCCUGUCGGUUGAUGGAACGAUUGUGACUUGGAACCAUGGACAGAAGGAAAGAUGCAGACAAGCAGCUGGACCCUCCUGCUGCGUUCAGAGCUCCAAGGCCAACAGAACCAAGGAGAUUGAUCCCGCCUUCACAUUUCAAGAGCCGGUCAACACCUCCUCUACCAGUGCCUACAGCAGUACCCUGGAGUGCCACAACUCUCCCUAACUGGGAGGCAGCUGAACUCAAGCGAGAAAACCAGCAAUUGAAGGAUGAACUCUAUAGAUUGGCCACAAAGGGAGAUCAGUCAGAAGAAACUGGAAGCAGACCCAGGUCCCUGGAUCGAGAAGCGGAGCCCUCAAAUGCGCGUCACACGCUCGUCGUGUCUCAACAGGCAGAGAUCAUCUCCCACCAGCUGCACGAGAUCCAGCGACUGGAGGCCGAGCUUGCUGCCCUGCGGGUUGCCUCCGUCCAGCAGAAGGCAGCAGCGGCCGUUCGGGAGAAUGCCCUCUCCUGCCUCCAAGGAGAACUGACAGAGCUCCAAAGUCAGAGCCUGGCCGAGGUUGCCGCCUUGAAAACAGAGCUGGAAGGGGUCAGGAGGAGCAGCAAAGUGGAAACGGAGGCUCUGAGGGAAGAGCUGGAGGAGCUGAGGAGUCGGAGUCGGUUGGAAGCCGAUUCUCUGAGGGAGCAGCUAGAGGAGACCAAGGCAAGGCACGGGCAAGAAAUGGGACUGGCCCGGGGAGAGCUGCAGGGGGUGCUCGAAGAGGCAGACGCUGAGCGGAAGAGGCAGGAGGUGAGGGGUCAGGAGAGCCGAUGGGUGGCCCUCAAAGAGCACCAGACAGAGUUAUCUAGGAUCUCUGAAGUCCACCAGGCUGAAGUGACCUCCCUGAAGCAACAGCUGUGUGCGCUCCAAGGAGAUUUGGAAGCUCAGCAUAAGGAGGCUGUCGAAUUAAGAGAGAAGAAUGAUGCUCUCCAGAACCAGCUCAGCGUGGCUGAGGCAGAGCUGGCUUCCCAGAAUGCUUUGGUGCUGCAGCUGAAGACCUAUGUUGGGGAGCAGACAUCAAGGCAGCCCAGCUCUGAGCAGGAGCAUCUGAUAAGUAGAGUUCAGCAACUGGAAGAUGAGAAGGAUGCCUUGAAAAUCACUGCUGAGUUUCUGCAGGUUCGUCUCACUUCCCUCAGUGAUAUCCUGACCCUACAGGAGACAGAGCUCAGCAAGAAGGUGCAACUCUGGGACCCUCUUCAGCCUGAGUCAUUGCAGAAACAUCAGGGCCUGCUGACCCGGUGGCGGGAGAAAGUCUUUUCUCUGCUGGUGCAGCUGAAAUCUCAGGAGAUUAGCCACAGGGAUGCCUCUAAACUGCUAGAAAGGAAGGUAAAAGACCUAGAAGAAGAAGUGGACUCUAGAGAACAGAAGGUGGCGCUUUUGUUCCACAGCCUAGAGGACAAGACUGCGGAAGUGAAUGUGGAACGAGUGAGAAACAAGACUCUGCAGGCCGAGGCAUUGCGCUCAAACGAGCAAGCACAGAAUCUGCGACAGAGGGCCGAGGCUGGGGAAAAUGCCCUUCGAGGACUGUGGGAUUUUGUCAGCAGGCUAAGAGAGCAGCUGGUAGAACAGGAAGAAGCAUGGAAGGCAGCCGUGUCACGCCUGGGGGGACUGGGAAACCGAGUCGCUUUUGCAGCCAAGAGGGUCGACACCAUCCAAGGUCUGGUGUGCCAGAAAGUAGCACUAGCUAAACUUCAGCAAGUGGAGAAACCUAGCACUGUGAGAUCAGACCAGGAGAAGAUUCAGCCAUCUUACGAAGACCUGCAAGCUGAGUUGCAGAUGCUGCACGAAGAACGGGACCACCUCUCAGCGGAGCUUAAACGCGGGGCUCAAUUCAUAGAGAAGAAGGUGGCUGACGCGAGAGAAAGAGCGGAGUCAGACCUCAAGGAAAUGAGGGAGGCCUUGCAGAGCCUGCAGGAGGCCCUCGGAGUGAAGGCAGCGGCAGAGCAGGCCCUGAGACAACAGCAGGAGGCUGCGGAGAGGCAGCUGGAGGCCGCAUCCAGUGAGCUGCGGAGGAGUGAGGAGGCUGCAGAGACUUUGAGGCAGGAGCUGGGGCAGUUAAGAGAGGAGUAUGACAGAGCCCUGCAGGAGAAGGUAACCGAAGUUGAAACGCAGCUGCGCAAGGAUCUGUCAGAAAUGGAAAAAAGGCUCAACGAAGCACGCAGGGAGCACACCAAGGCAGUGGUUGCCCUACGCCAGGCCGAGCGACAGGCAGCGAGAGACAAAGCUCGCAGCGAGGAGCUGGCCAAGAUGCAAGAAUCUGCAACACAGCAAGAAAUUGAACGCCUUGAAGGACAUCUGCGGGAGCUUGAGAGGGACAAGAACCUGCUGAUGGCCACCUUGAGGCAGGAAGGGCUCAUGGCCCAGCAUCGGCAGAAUCGAUUGGCAGUGGUCCGGUGCCCAACCGAGUCUGCUGGGAAGACGGAGACUAAGCCUCCCACUAAAGAGUCCCUUUUUUCUGUGCUGGAUGACCUGCAGGUGCUAGGCGCUGCGAUCUUAGGUGACGAGGAGGCAGACAAAGAUGGAGACACCCAUGCUGGCACCUAACCACAGUUUUUGAAGGAAAAUCUACUUGGGGAAGCCAGGAUGUGGGAGUGGAUAGACUGAUAUUUGUAAAUAAAAAUUAUUUAA
Molecule: messenger RNA, 2710 nt
Organism: Elgaria multicarinata webbii
Lineage: Eukaryota; Metazoa; Chordata; Lepidosauria; Squamata; Anguidae
Gene: CCHCR1
Product: coiled-coil alpha-helical rod protein 1
Exons: 18
Coding region: 98-2626 (842 amino acids)
Biological process (GO): protein export from nucleus; cell differentiation
Cellular component (GO): centriole
Source: RefSeq, a predicted model, not a curated record